ACAGCGCUCGGCAGUUUGGUCGGUUGCUUGGGGAGUUUAGUUUAUUACUGUAGAGGCGCAGGACGGAUAUGAGGGAAAAAUGACUGAAGAGUCUGCUGUUAAAGUUUGUGUUAGGGUUCGACCCCUUAUAAAACGUGAGGAGGCGGAUAAUGCAGAGCCUGUACAGUUGUACUGGAAGGCUGAUAAACAGGCUAUACAUCAGAUUGACGAUGACGGCAACAUGACCAAAAGUUUCAGCUUUGACAGGGUUUUUAGUGCAGAAGAAUCCACCAAUCAGCUGUAUAACGACAUCGCCAAACCCCUGGUGGUGUCCACUGUAGAAGGAUACAAUGGAACUAUAUUUGCAUACGGACAGACUUCCUCAGGGAAGACUUUUACAAUGAUGGGCAGUGAGCACACCCCUGGCGUGAUCCCGCUUGCCAUGGCAGAUGUUUUUCAUACGAUCAAAAAUUGUCCAAAGAAAGAGUUUCUUCUGCGUGUGAGCUACAUGGAAAUUUACAAUGAAACAGUUACAGAUCUCCUGUGCGACAGCUGGAAAAGAAAACCGCUGGAAAUCCGCGAAGGCAACUACAAAAACGUCUACGUGGCUGAUUUGACAGAAGAGCUGGUGACGUCUCCAGAACAAGCACUGGCCUGGAUCCGCAAAGGAGAAAAAAACCGACAUUAUGGGAAGACAAAAAUGAACCAGCGGAGCAGUCGCUCUCACACCAUUUUCCGCAUGAUCUUGGAGAGCAGAGAGAGAAGUGACCCAGCGUCUGGGGAAAAUGCAGACGGCGCCAUCAUUGUGUCCCAUUUGAACUUGGUGGAUCUUGCUGGGGCUGAACGAGCGAGUCAGACUGGAGCUGAGGGAACCCGGUUCAAAGAGGGAUGCAAUAUCAAUCGCAGUCUCUUCACUUUGGGACAAGUCAUCAAGAAACUGUCUGAUGAGAGCCAGAAGGGUUUCACAAACUACAGAGACAGCAAACUAACCCGGAUCCUCCAGAAUUCUCUGGGUGGCAACGCCAAAACGGUCAUCAUCUGCACCAUCACGCCCGCUACUGUGGAUGAAACUGUGAGCACUUUACAGUUUGCCAGUGCAGCAAAGCGCAUGAAGAACGAUCCUCAUGUCACGGAGGUCUCAGACGACGGUGCUCUUCUGAGAAGGUACCGCAAUGAAAUUGUGGAUCUCAAACGACGCCUUCAAGAGGUUUCUUCAGUCACCCAAACAACUGUGACUGAGAAGGAGACACUGUUCCAGCUCCUACAAGAGAAGGAUCAACUCCAGAGAGACCAAGCAGAUAGAAUAAGGAACCUAACAAAGCUGUUGGUAACAGCAUCAAAUGUGGUUCCUUUCCAAAAGAUUCCCAAGAGAAGAGUGACAUGGGGUGGAAAGCUCUUCAGAUCAGCUCCGUUAAUGUCAGAUGAUUAUGGAUCUCCUGAUAUGAGCUUUGCUGAGCCCUUUUUCAAAAAGAGGAAAGCUGAUCUUACUGUGACUGAAGAGAGUGAAGACAUGGAGGAAUUUGACACAGCACCAAGUUUUUACUCCCCUGCUGAGGACACCUCCAUAGACCUGGAGAUGAACCAGAGUAACGUUACAAUGCGCAGCUCUGCAGAAGGCGUGUGCACCGACUCACCCCAGCUCAUGUUCAGAGUCGAAUGUUUGGAGCGUCAGUUGGAGACAGAAACUCAGGAGAAGCAAAAGGCUGAAGAGAAGAGUGCGACGCUGGAGCAGAGGACAGAAGAGCUUGAGAAACAAUUGCAGACCUUAGAGCAACAGCUGGAGACAGAGGUGCAGGAAAAACAGAAAGCUGAGCAGAAGUGUUCCACGCUGGAGCUGAAGGUCGCAGACCUGGAAAAGCCUUCAGAGCCAGAGAAGGACGACAAAGCCUGUGAGCAGUACUUUGCGGAGGCUGUCCAGCUCUGUCACACGCUGAGCUCUGAGAGGGAAGUAAUUGCUGCAGAGCGGGACAUGUUGAAGCAAAGCCUUGAGCUCCUGAAGCAGGACAUCGAGAGACUAAAACAAGACAAUGAGGCGCUGAUGAAAGACAAGGAGACUCUCCUGAGAGACAUUGAAGAACGGAAAGACGCAGAGGAGUUUGAGAAGCUUGAGGAGGAGAGCAAGAAAGACUAUGAGCGAGAGUUGGAGGCUGAAAUUUCAGCUUUGAAAACGGCUUCGACAGAUGCAGAAGAUCUGGUCCAAAAGCUGAAGGCUGAUCUGGAGGUGAUGUCCGAGGAGCUGAAAAAGAAGAACGACUUGGUGGCUGACCUGCAGAGUUUGAACGGUAAGGACCUUGUUCAGGAGGUAACGCGGCUACGUCGCUCGUUAGACGAUGCAGAGGGGCUCAGUUUGGAAACCAAAAAGGAGUGGGCUUUCCUGCGUAGCGAGAACAUCUCCCUCAAAGAGCGAGAUGAGACUUUGAGUGUUCAGUACAACCAAAUGGAGAAUGAGGUCAAAUCCCUGCAGAGCCAACUGGAGCAUGAGAAAUCCCGAUUCAAGAAAAUGCAGGCUGACCUCCAAAAAGAGCUGCUUGGGGCUUUUGAUGAGAACACCAAGCUCACUGCUCUUCUGGAUGGAAAAGUUCCUAAAAAUUUACUGGAUAACCUGACGUUGGAGAAAACAGUUGCUGAAUUAAAGAAGGAGCUUGAGAAGAGCCAGGAGAGUGAGAGAGCUCUGCAAAGCAAAACGGAGGAGUUAAAGGCUCUAGAGAUUCUUCCAGCUAAAGUGGAUGAUUUGUUGAGACAGGUGUGUGAGCUCAGUGGUGAACUUUACUCUGUGCAAGAGGAAAGGGACAAUCUUGUCUCUGCUCAGGCUGCGUCCAGUGAGGACAGUGAGAGACUGAAAGGAGAGGCUGUAAAGGCCCAGGAGGAACUUGAGAAAAUGCAGAAGGAUUUGGCAGAUGCAGAACUCAAGGAAGUUCAGCUAAGCCAACAGCACACCGAGACCACAGAGCAGCUUGCAAAGGUCCAAACAGAUCUGGAACACCUCUUGGAAGAAAACAGGAGUCUCCUCAGUGCCUUGGAGGAAGCCAAGCAGAAGUCAGUGCAGUUGUCUGAGGAACUGGAAUCACUUCGCUGUGAAAGAGAAAGGCAUUUGUCAGAGCUGACCGCUGCAACUGAAGAGAGGAACCAGCUUCAGGAAGCAAUUCACAGCAAAAUUUCUGAGCAAUCUGAGCUUGUUCAGAACCUGCAAACAGAGCUGCAAACUGUUAAGGAGGAGAGAGAUCAACUGAAGAGAGACAUGGAAGAAAAUGUGGAGCUGAUGAUAGAAAAUCAAGAAGAAUUAAGGGCAGCUCUGGAGACGGCAAAAGUGCAGCAGGACAAAAUACUUCAUUUGGAAGCGGAAAAAGCUCAACUGGAGUCCAGACUGUCGAAUCCAGCUGAGAACAGUCUUGUUGAGGAUCUGCAAAUUCAGGUGAAGCAGCUGAAAGAGGAGCUGCAGUCUGUGUGUGCAGAAAGAGACAAUAUUGUGUCUGAGAAAGCCCUUGACUCCGAGUUGGAGAGGAUGCAGUCCAAUAUCAGCUCUCUAACUGAAGAGAGAGACCAGCUCCAAGAGAUACUGCAAGGACUGAGAGAAGAGAAAAGCCAGCUGAAGAGAGAAAUGGAGGAAAAAGAUGAGCUGAUCAUCCGCUUCCAGUCGGAGAUGAACGAGAAGCAGUUUUCGGACUCGAAUUGCAUUAUUAAUGAGGAGAAUGAAGUUCAGCUACAACAGAUGCAGGAUCUUAAAAAGGAGGCUGAAGAGUUGACGCAGGAGAAUUCCCGGCUGAGAACAGAACUUCAGGACAUAACUGACAAGGUUAAUGAGCUCUCAGGAACUCUCAGUGCUGUGCAAGAUGAGAAGAGCAGUUUGCUUGUUGCUCAAUCCACCUUGAAUGAAGAAAAUAUAAGACUUAAGGAAGAAAUGGAAAAGGCCCAAGAGGAACUUGUCAGGAUGGAGAGUCAAAUGAUUGAUUCACAGCUGAAGGAAGCUGAAAUCAGCCAGCAGCACAUGGAAACCACUGAGCAGCUCGCAAAGGCUCAGGCAGACCUGGAGCACUUUACUGUGGAAAAUAGCAAAUUGUUCACGUCUUUAGAAGAAGCUAACCAAAAAACAGUGCAGUUGGAUGAAGAACUCAAAUCUCUUCAUUUUGAAAGAGAACAGCUUCUGAGAGAGAAGAUGGAGGGAGCUUGUGAUCAAGAAGAGGUAGAGAGCCUUCGUGCCACAGUUACCUCCGUGACCGAGGAGAGGAACCAGCUUCAGGAGAUUCUUCAGGGUCUGAGAGAAGAACGCAGCCAGCUGAAGAGAGAUCUAGAAGAGAGCAAUGACAUGCUCAUACAGGUGCAGGAGAAACUAACGCAGAGUGAGAUCAGUUCACAACAAGAAGCCACAUGUGUGCAAGAUGAACUUCAACAAGUACAGCAGCUGCAAGAGCAACUCACAGCACUGACUGAAGAAAAUCACCAGCUGAAGAUGGAUGCUGAGGAAAAUGUGGAAAUGAUGAUUGAGACUCAGGCAGAAUUGAGGUCAGCACUUGCGAAUAUAAAGGAACUAGAGCAGAACAUGCACGAGCUGGAAGUGCAGAAGACUCAGCUAGAGUCCAGAGUGUCCCAGACAGACAGCAGUGAGGAGAGCAAACGUGUGGAGGAUCUGAAAAUUCAGAUUAACGAUCUGAGUGAAGAACUCAAAGCAGUUUAUGAGGAAAAGCAGCGUCUUCUUUCCGAGAAUGUACACUAUGAUCAUAAUAGUGAAGAGCUGGAGAGAGUGAGGAUGAACGUCAGCAUUCUGACUGAGGAAAGAGACCAACUUCUGGAUGCCUUGCAGGGCCUGAGAGAAGAAAAGAGCCAGAUAAAGAAUAUCCUAGAAGAGAAGGAAGACAUGAUUAUGCAGCUGAGAGAGGAGCUUGAGUCUGCAGCUGCAGAGAGAGACGAGCUUCUGAGUGGAAGAGCUAAAGACGCUGUGGAGGAUGCUGCCCUGGAGACGAUUCAGACGAGUGUAUCCGCUCUCUGUGAAGAAAGAGAUCAACUGCUGGAGAUCCUGCAGGGCCUGAGAGAGGAGAAGAACCAGAUGAGCAGUGAGCUGGAGGAGAAGAAUCAUAGGCUGAUGCAGUUGAUGGACGAGCUCCAAUCUGCUACAGCCGAAAAGGACAACUUACUGGCUGAGAAAUCUAAAGAUGACCUGGAUAACAGAGCCGAGUUGGAGAGACAUCAGGUCAGUAUCGCAUCUCUGACUGAAGAGAGAGACCAGAUGAGUGAGGAGAAUAAACAGCUGAAGACUGAACUGGAGGAGACCAAUGAAAAGGUGAUGCAGUUAAGAGAGACGCUUCAGUCUACAAGUGCAGAGAAAGAGCAUCUUCUAUCAGAGACGACCAAAGAGAGUCUUGCUCACAUGGCUGAGCUCGAGCAGAUCCAGGCAGAUAUGACCUCCGUGACUCAGGAGAGGGACCAGCUUCUGGAACUGCUGCAGGACCUGAGGGAGGAGAAGAUUCAGCUGAAGAAAGAUCUUGAGGAGAAGGACGAAAUGGUGAUGCAGCUGAAGGAGGAUUUUCAGUGCGCUAGUAACGAGAAGGAUCGUCUCAUGGCUGAAAAUGCUAACUGCAACCUGGAGAACAUUGAGAAGCUGGAAAGACAUCAAGCAAACAUCAUGUCUCUAACUGAAGAGAGAGACCAACUUCUAGAAGUGCUGCAGGGUAUGAGGGAGGAGAAGAACCAGCUUAGAUCAGACCUGGAUAAGAAGGAUGAAAUGAUACAGCAGCUGCAGGAACUCCAGGCGGAGAGAGAGCAAUUACUGAUAAAGGAUGCAUCGUGCAGCACUAAUGCGAAUGAAGAUGGAGACAGUCUCCAGGAGCUACUGCAGGGAGUGAGAGAGCUCAUCCAGGUCCAAGGCGAGUGGAAGCAACAGAAGCCACUGAGUCCUAGAGCCACCCGGAAAGCUGAGCUUCAACAGGCCAAUCAAAUCAUGCAGGCUCUUAAGGAUGAAGUUGAGUAUUUAAGGAACGAGAGGGCGUUACUCAGAAAGGAUCUUCAGGAGGCUGCUGAAACGUCAAAAGCCUAUCAGAACUUACUCCAUUCUGCGAGGGAGGAACUGAAGCAGCAGCAGAAUGCUGACUCCAUGGCCCAAAGUGCUGAAAAGGACUGUCUACUUCAGCAGCAGAUGAGUCAGCUGAAUGCAGAUCUUUCGAAUUUGAGAGAACAGCUUUUGGUGAAGAAUACCUCCGAGACUCAGAAUCUCAACACAGAGGUGCAGAACCUUCUGACUCGCAUUGCGUCUCUUGAGGAAGAAAAAGCGAAACUCCAAGAGAUGCUCGAGUCUGCCAGAGAAGAGGGAACUAACCUGAGACGUGAUCUUCAGGAGAGUGAACAAACGAAACACAAGCUGAUGGAAGAGCUUGAAAGUCUUGGUGGCAUUAAAGAGCAGCUUCUUAAUGAAAAGACACAUGCAGAUCAGCUCCAGGAGGUUUUCCAUGGGGUCAGAGAAGAGAGAGACCAACUCAGGAGGGAGCUGGAGGAAACAAUGGAGGAGCUGACGCACAUUGAGGAAAAGGUACAAGGACUAGAAAAGGAGAAAAUGCUGCUUGAAUCUGAAGUCAGUACUUUGAGCCAGUCUCUUCAUGAGGUGAAUGAACACACUAAUGCACCAUCUAAUGAAGAAAGGCUGAAGGUGAUCUCUGAGAUUGAAACCUGUAAUGAAAAGCUUAAGGUUGCCUUCUUGAAGCUCCAAGCGAUCAUUGACCGUCCAAAACCCAAAGAUCAUCUUGCAGAUGGCAAUAGCAAAGAAAAUGCCUUGUUUUGUCAGCUGUUACCGUUUGUUCCGAUGUCUUAUAGAACUGUGUUCACUUGUCUGACUUCCAAAACAAGUCAUCUUGAUGACCUGCUUAGGAAAAAUGAGGUGGCCUUGCAAAGACUCGCAGCUCUGCACAAGACCCACUUCAUGAAACAACUUCACCGUGAUGUGGCUUCCUUUGAGGAGAGAAGGCUGCUUGAUGUGCUUAUUCGCCGAGCUCAGGUUCCUUCACAAUCCCUCCAGAUGCUCCCUGGGGACCUCCAGGAGAUUUGGGACCAGAGACUGUUGGAGCUGUUGGACAAACGCAGGCAAUAUCUGCAGAACAUGAACAGCAUUCUGGACUUCCUGGAAGACGCUGUUGCCAAACAUGCAGUCACACUCUCGGAGGAACUUCAGGCACGGACCCGUGCCAAUGAGGAGAGUAGAGUGCUGGCUGGAACCAACACAGCAGCUAUAGUUCAGUUCUUCGAGCGAGAGCUUGUUCGACGCACGGCUUUGACAGACCGCCAGAGAGUUUUCCGCCAAAGCAUGUUGGAUAAAUAUGGCUCUGCAGUUUCUGUCCUGAAGCCCUUGGAGGAUGAGUCGAUUCAGAGACUGACGGAGGAGAGGCGUGAGAGUCUGGCACUGCUGCCGUCUCAGGGCAGUGAGAAGCCCAAAACUGAGGCAGACCUGCUGCAGGACAAGCAGCGCCUCUCCCUUCAGUUACAACAGACUCAAAAACACUUAGAGGAGCUCCAAAAGAAAAUGGAGGAGUUGAAGACCCACUCAGAUGUGUCGAACCAGAAACACGCUGCCAAGCUUGAAGAGCUGAGCUCGGCUUUAAAGGAGAAACAGGAUCUCAUCCAGAACCUGCAAAUGAAGCUGAAGGAGUCUGAGGUUCUUGCUAAAGCUAAGAUGCCGCCUAGUGCUGCUGAAAUGGAGGCCAUGAAGGAUAAACUGGUGAAGAUGGAGUUUGACCACAUCGCCGUAACGACCAGUCAUGAAAAAGCAAUAGCACAGUUAACGUCAGUGGUGGAGCACAGAGGAGACGUCAUCCGCAAGCUGAAGGAGACUCUCCGAAAAACCCAACAGCAGGACGAGCAUUCAUUUAUGGACGGUGAGGAGCCUCAUACUAAUCCUGGCACCCAGCCCAAAACUUCUACUUGUCAUAAAGAUAAAAAGAUUGAGGAGCUGGAGAAGAAGACUGCACAAUUUGAAAGCCUGGUGAACAAGCAACAAGAAGAGAUCACUAAAUGGAAAAACAGAGCUUAUAAGUUGAGAGAAAGUAAGAAAGAAGCUCCUCAUUCUCCACGCACACCAACCAAGCGACCUCCACUGUUAAUAGAAAACGAAGUGAACUCCCCUAAGAAAGCGUUCCUCGAUUCUCCAAAAAGCAAGUUCUUUGACGUCCAUGCCGGCACAGAGCCGAUGUCGCUCAAGUGCCCAAAGCAGUUCUUUGAUAACUCCAGCCUUGGAACCAUGCCAGCUGAGCCAGCUAUGGAUGAUUCCUCAGGAAGUGAUGAGGACACUGGCCCCAACGCAGCCGUCAGCUCUGACACACACACAGAAAGCUGGUGGCAUAUUCCAAACUCGUCACCGAAUAAGACCAACCUGAAUCUGGAUGCCAACGGCUGUCCAACACAGUGAUUUAAUUUUAUUUGUUCGUUUGUGUUUUUUUUAAUGUUUGUCUCUGUCAUUCAUCCACUUUUCUAGAAUAAAAUGACCCUAUUUUAAUGAACUCUAACUUUUUUUUUUUUUUUUAAGCAGCUUUGUUGGAAUUGUUUUAAAGCUGUUUGUU
Pangasianodon hypophthalmus (striped catfish) is the source of this 8513-nucleotide messenger RNA. It is a transcript of the gene cenpe, whose product is annotated as centromere protein E. The transcript has 58 exons. Gene Ontology annotation, biological process: microtubule-based movement; mitotic cell cycle. Gene Ontology annotation, molecular function: microtubule binding; ATP binding; plus-end-directed microtubule motor activity. Lineage: Eukaryota; Metazoa; Chordata; Actinopteri; Siluriformes; Pangasiidae. Gene Ontology annotation, cellular component: microtubule. The coding region runs from base 80 to 8362 and encodes 2760 amino acids. The record is from RefSeq and is a predicted model, not a curated record.